Messenger RNA from Xenopus laevis (African clawed frog), 2116 nucleotides. It is a transcript of the gene rhbdl2.S, whose product is annotated as rhomboid, veinlet-like 2 S homeolog. The coding region runs from base 558 to 1433 and encodes 291 amino acids. NCBI's taxonomy places the organism in Eukaryota, Metazoa, Chordata, Amphibia, Anura, Pipidae. The record is from RefSeq and is a predicted model, not a curated record. The transcript has 11 exons.
GCAAGGCCGAAGUCACAGAUCUUGAUGUGCCCGUUGUUAUCCACCAAGAUGUUUUCAGGCUUCAGAUCACUGCAACAUAGGCACAGGAAAUUAACGCAGGAAAUAUUAGAAAGAGAAACGUCUGAGAGUGAUAGUCAGGGAUUUCCUUGGUCUGCAAUAACUUUGUGCAGUGUUCCCCCGUCGGCAUACUCGAGCACGAAGAAGGCAUGCAGCUGGUUAGAGAGACAAAUGAAGAAUUAGUGAGGAAUAUAUGGCACAGAACUGUUCAGCAAGCAAGUGUUCUGUACCUCGGAUUGGAACGUGGCAUGAGAAUGGCAUAGAAAGGGGCAUCCUCUGGCGAUCUUCAAGAGUCGGGCCUCCUUCAUGAUGCAGCACCACAUGGGAAUAGCAGUUCAGCAUUCAGCGGAUAAUUACAAGCUUUGAAUUCUGUAAAUACAGCUUGAAGGAAGGGGAAGAAAGCGUGGGAGGAAUCAUCUCAAGUAACUAACACACCCACCCCAGUAACUAGCAGCAGAGAAGUGCACACAAGUUUGCGAUCUUGACAAAACGCAGACAAUAUGGAGCUUGAAGCUAUGACUUCUCGUGAAACGUGGCCAGAUGAAACAGAAGAAGCAACAAAUACAGAGAGCCCACCUAAGUCCCGCUGUGACAAAAUCCACGAAACCAUUUCCAACUGGAUACUACCUGCCAACCACAGAGACACCUACCUGGAGAGAGCAAACUGCUUGCCCCCUCCAAUCUUUAUCAUUUCAGUCAGCAUUGCUGAGCUAGCAGUAUUCAUUUACUAUGCAGUGUGGAUGCCGCAGAAGCAGUGGAUCACCCUGGAUUCUGGUGUCUGGAACAGCCCCUUCAUUUACCGGGCUGAUAAAAGAGAGGAGGCAUGGAGAUUUAUAUCUUACAUGAUGGUGCAUGCUGGCGUGCAGCACAUUAUUGGGAAUUUGGCUCUCCAGCUUUUCCUUGGAAUUCCACUUGAGCUGGUCCAUAAGGGACAUCGCAUUGGACUGGUAUACCUGGCUGGGGUUAUCGGAGGAUCUCUAGCAAGUUCUGUCUUUGAUCCCCGGCUUGCUCUUGUUGGAGCUUCUGGGGGCGUCUACGCUUUGAUUGGGGGCUACUUCAUGAAUGUCCUAGUGAAUUUUAAGGACAUGGUACCUUUGUUUGGAAUAUUUCGAAUUCUGGUCAUCGUAACAAUCGUUGGAACUGAUGUGGGAUUUGCCCUGUACAGAAGAUACAUUUCCCAUGAAACGGGUGAAAAGGUCUCCUUUGUGGCCCACUUUGCUGGAGGACUGGCUGGAAUGUCCAUUGGUUAUACAGUUUUCAGCUGCUUUGACAAAAAUCUAAUAAAAGAUCCCAGGUUUUGGAUUUGUAUUGCUGCUUAUGUUGCCUGUGUUAUUUUUGCUGUGCUGUUUAAUAUUUUUUUAUCCCCUGCACCUUAAUGUAUAUCAGCAGCACUAGAAGGACAAUUAUUGUUUUGCAAGAACUAUGUACAAUGCAACCCUUUUUGUUGAAGAACUGCAGCUAUAAAUUUGCACAGAGCUGGAGUACUGGGCAACUAAUGCCUUAAAAGAAGCAGAAUACUUGCUAGUUUAUUUCCAGUUUGUCCUCACAAUAGUGAAUGAGCUGUUUUACAUGCAGAGACCUCCUAAUGACCAAUUUUAUAUUCACACAACCAAAUCCACAACCAUUCAUGAGGUUCUUCUUGUUCCUUGCAACUCUGCCGAAAUUGAUUCAAGAAACUUUUUCUGAUUUUUUUUUUUUUUUUACUCUUCUGCGUCAUACAGGAAAAUAUAUGAAAAGGGCUUUUUCAGCACUGAUAUUUAAGUGUUUAUUAAAAAAGACUUUUGACAUUCCAGACUUUUUUUUCUAAUGAAAGAAGUGCUAUGCAACACAAUUUUCUUAUUCAGAAUGGUGGCUUUGUGGUUAGCAUUGCUGCCAUGCACAGUGAUUUAAUUCCAGCCAGAGCCCUGCAAAGAGUUUGGAGUAGCAAGAUGAGACAUUCACAACGACACUGAAAACAUACAGUUUCCUCCUCUCACCAAAACUUUACAGGCAGGUUAAUUGGCUCCUGGCUAUAAUGUAUAUAUAAUUAUAUAUAAUAUAUAUAAUGGCUAUAAUGUAU